AUGUCUGAGUCCAGGAUGAAAAUUUUCAAGCAAUGUGUUGAGCAAGUUGGUGGUAUUGACACCUCAAUGGGAUUGCGAUUAGAUGUGCCUACUAGAUGGAAUUCCACUUAUGACAUGCUUGAAAGUGGAAUUAGAUAUAAAAGAGCUUUUGUUUGCAUGUCUUGUCGUGACACUAAUUUUAAGCAUUCCUUAUCAAAUGAAGAGUGGAGGAGAGCAGAGGAAAUGUGCAUUUUUUUACAACCAUUUGCAAUGAUUACUACUUUGAUUUCUGGCACAUCUUAUCCAACUUCCAAUAUGUAUUUUGGACAAAUAGCAAAAGUUGAGAUUUUGUUGAAUGAUGCCAUUAGCAAUCGUGAUCCUGUGAUUUCUAGUAUGGCAAUUAGAAUGAAGGAUAAAUUUGACAAGUAUUGGAGUGAUUAUAGUGUGAUCCUUUCAAUUGGAAGUGUUUUUGAUCCACGAGCAAAGCUUGAAGCAAUCAAGUAUUCUUUCUCUUUGAUUGAUCCUGUGGAUUACUACAUGAAAGUUGAUAAUAUCAAACAAAAGUUGUCUUAUAUCUUUGAUCAAUACAAAGAGAUGGGUGGAUCUUCCAUUAAUGUUACAUCAAGUUCAACUCCAAUACAAAGUCAACCAAGCUUAAGCACAAGUGGAAGGAUGGUAGAGAAGAAGGAACCAACCAUGUCUUGGAUUCAACUUUAUGGUGAUUUUCUUAAUUUCAAGAGUAAGGAUGUUUCUUCUGUUGGGAAAUCUGAACUGGAUUAUUAUUUGGAAGAAGCUUCUCUUGAUGGUCACCAAUUUCCAGAGUUGGACGUGUUGCAUUGGUGGAUGACUAAUCAACAACGAUUUCCCAAUCUUUCAAAGAUGGCAUGCGAUAUUUUAAGUAUUCCGAUAACUACGGUAGCUAGUGAAUCGGCUUUUAGUAUUGGUUCUCGUGUUCUAACAAAGUAUCGUUCUAGCCUCCUUCCAGAUAAUGUGCAAGCAUUAAUUUGUACUCGAAAUUGGUUACAUGGUUUUGUUCCACCAUUAUGUGGUGAGGAAGAAGUGGUUGCAGAGUAUAUUGAUAUUGAAGCCCCUCCACCUUUAACAAGUGGACCUACUUCUCAGAGUUCUAAUGAGACCUUAAAUGCGAGCAAUGGCAGUUGGAGCUAUAACAGAGAAUGCGUUGGAACAAUGACAGAGGGUGUGACAGAAAUGGGACCACCAUUAGAGCAGAAUUCUCACCGACGAUUGCGCAACUCUAGAGCUAAUAUAGAGAACCCAAGGAACUACAAAGAACACGGACAAGAAGUAGCUCGAGGGAGACGCCGAAACAAAGCAAAUAGGGCUCUGGUGCGUGCCAGGGGUCCUUAA
Prosopis cineraria is the source of this 1347-nucleotide messenger RNA. RefSeq names its product zinc finger BED domain-containing protein DAYSLEEPER-like. Lineage: Eukaryota; Viridiplantae; Streptophyta; Magnoliopsida; Fabales; Fabaceae. Gene Ontology annotation, molecular function: DNA binding; protein dimerization activity. The transcript is spliced from 5 exons. Bases 1 to 1347 code for a protein of 448 amino acids. The record is from RefSeq and is a predicted model, not a curated record.